CUCACUCACGAGGAAUCUUACCUCAUAGAAGCAAUCACCUUCAAUCUCUCCUCACACCUCAUCCAUUUAUUCCAAUUCGCACCGGGAAAAAAUGUUCGUCAAGAAGGCAUUCCUCAGCCUCGCCAUGGCAAUGGCACCUACGACUGUCCUUGCCCUCGACGACUUCUGGCUGGGAUCCUACUCCGGCGAAGGCCUCGCCGGCACCUGGGGAAACCCUGGCUCGCUUGGUAUGUGUUACUAUACCAUUGUCGGCAAGGGCGUGAACCAGUGUGAUGCAACCCGACUGAACCCGUCGGAUGGGUCGGGCGGCUGUCCUGGACAGAACGGCCACAUGCCCAAUUUCUGUCAUAUGGCUAUUGCUGGCGCUGGCGUACCCAAUGGCUAUCAGCUCGAUCGCAACGGGGGGAACUGUCCGAUGGAUAAUUCCCGCUCUGAUGGAACAUGGUACGCUGACGUGGUCGACACCAACAAUGGCAACGCAAAGGUUGGCCGUUGUGUCUAUGAGUUCUGGAAAGGCCCCAACUGUGCCUCUACCGGCAGCUUCCUGACUGAGACCUUUGUUCACUGCUACCAGGACUAAGUGAGGCGUUCACAGAAAACGGCAUUGGUGUGGAGGGUUUGG
This is a messenger RNA of Aspergillus pseudonomiae, 622 nucleotides long. RefSeq lists its product as uncharacterized. The transcript has 2 exons. The record is from RefSeq and is a predicted model, not a curated record. NCBI's taxonomy places the organism in Eukaryota, Fungi, Ascomycota, Eurotiomycetes, Eurotiales, Aspergillaceae. The coding region runs from base 92 to 580 and encodes 162 amino acids.